AUGAAUGCUUUCGGAGAUGUCGGUACUCUGAUAAGCAUCCUCGCCAAGCUCCAGACAUCGAGGAUCUUGGCUGCGAAUACUAUGAAAAGUUUUCAAGGAACCAAAGAAGGCCUUCCAUCGCGCCUGGCAUACAAUUUGAGCGAUUUCCAGCAACGAAAAGACACGUGUCCCUACUUUUUUGCUCGGUCGUGUCUUGACGAUGCAGAUGUGAUCGUGUUUAAUUACCAGUACGUACUGGAUCCUUCGAUUAGUCCUCUGAUCCUUCCUCACAUCAACAACCAAAACAACAUUCUGCUCUUUGAUGAAGGGCACAAUAUCGACGAUGUUCUUUGCGAAAACUAUUCUGUCACAAUCCCCUCUUCGCAUCUCAAAGAAUCCUAUUCCUUUCUCACCGAGUCCAUCCUUUCUUUGGCUUUCAUACUUUCUAAAGAAUUCCAGAAGAGAGAGGCUGCUGUGAACUCGGUAAGCGUGGUCAAAACGGAGUUUGGAGGCAAGCAAAUCAUCCAAAUGCCGAGAACGGAGCCUUCCUCGAUGACGAAGGAGCAAGCGACGGAGGUGGAAGCGUUUAUCCCUCUUCUAAAACUGAUGGUGAUGGCGAUGCAGAACUGGAAGCAACCGGAAAUCGUAAACGGACUUACCAUCAACGAAGUUCGACUUAUGAUCUAUCAAGAAUGUCUCGUCGAUUAUUACGAGCUUCGCACGUUUUCGGGGCGGUUUCAGCGGCUGCUUUCUGUGUUUGAGAGCUCCGGCUAUUCGCUGGCUCCUGAGAAGUAG
Blastocystis hominis is the source of this 774-nucleotide messenger RNA. RefSeq lists its product as hypothetical. Lineage: Eukaryota; Bigyra; Opalinata; Blastocystidae. The record is from RefSeq and is a predicted model, not a curated record. Gene Ontology annotation, molecular function: ATP binding; DNA binding; DNA helicase activity.